AUGGGGGGCAUUUCAUUUCUCUUCGGAACCGUCACAGCUGCGCACAACGCUGAUUGCCUCCGUGAUUUGAGAUGCCAUCUGGACAAAACACCGAGUCUGGAAUGGAUUCGAGAGACGGUCAGUGAGCUGCCCGGCUAUUGGGAUCUUCUAGUCGGAAAGUUACCUGCCAUGAAUGGUUCAUUCCCCGGGCGACAGAUACUGGACGACUUCGACCGCUGGCUUCGACAGGGCUUCAACCCUGAGGAGGAUUCAGUUGCACUGGGCAAUACCGUUCUCCUGCCUUUGGUGGUAAUGGUUGGCUUGACAGAGUUUUGGCAAUAUGUCGAGUCGACGAACGCAGAAUGUGAAGAUCCGCUGCAGGGGUUGCUAACUCGGCUUGGCGUGGACGAAGCAAGCAGUGUUGAGUCCUUUGGCUUGUGUGCUGGGAUGCUGACGGCUUAUGCGGUGGCCAGCAGCCACACUCGCAAAGAGCUGGAGAGAUACGGGGCUGCUGCAGUUCGUCUGGCGAUGAUGAUUGGAGCCGCCAUCGAUGCGCAGGAUGCCUCGCAUGGCCCAGCGAAGUCAUACGUGGCUGCAUGGCGCACCCCAGAACAAGGCGAGCAAUUGAAGCGGACUAUCGACCUCGCAUACAUUUCUGUCUGGUAUGACGAAAGACGAGUGACCAUCACCACCACGGCCCAAUGGAUUCGGUCCAGUAUUCUACGUCAGCUCCAGGGUGCCGGUCUCACCGUCGCUGAAUCGACCAUUCAAGGCCGCCCUCAUUGCCCAGAGACUGAGAGCAAACACAUAGCUGAUGCCAUCUGCGAGCUCUGUGCAGAUACGUCUGCCUUGCAGCUAGCAGAUGUUUCGAAACUUGCUUUUCGGUCCUACACAAACGAUGGCCAUGGAGAUCCUGUGCGCAACAGCAGUCUCCACGAAGUGGCCGUGCGAAGCUCACUAGCGACACAGUGUGCGUGGUAUGACACCUUUUCAGCCCUACCUCUCUCGCAUGAAGAUUCAACCCAGGCGGUCGUUUCGUUUGGGCCUGAUCGCUGCGUACCUCCUUCGUUGGUUGCGUCAAUGGGCGGGAGAUGGACUCAUGUCUCGGACUUGAAUCGCCUUGGUGCUGAUUCUUCUGUUUCUACUGCUGCUGCUGUCACUCCUGCUGCUUCUACCACGUCUACCCCUUCUGCUGCUCCUAUGGCUUCUAAGACUCCGGAGCAGGCUCCGGAGCAGCCGCCCCGGCAAGGCGAGUUCUCACAGUCACCCGAACAUACGAUCGCUAUCGUAGGCAUGUCCCUCAAAACUGCGGGAGCAGAUGAUGUGGAGGAGUUCUCCCGCAUGAUACAGUCGGGUGUAUCCCAGCAUGAGCUGAUAGGACCUGACCGGGUCAAGUUCCAUACGUUGUGGCGAGAGGGAGACUGGGAUCCAUCCUACAAAUGGUACGCUAACUGGAUGCGGGAUAUCGACAGCUAUGAUCACCAAUUCUUCAAACGAAGUCCCCGAGAAGCAGCCAACAUGGAUCCACAGCAGCGACUUGCUAUGCAAGCUGCCUACCAAGCCGUGGAAAAAGCGGGUUACUACACCGCGGACAGAAAUCCCGCGACGAAAAGGAGCCGGCCUCAGAUGGAUACAAAUCAUAUCGGCGUUUAUGUGGGCAUCACCUUGGACGAUUAUCAGAAUCAUGUCAGGUCCCAUCGCGCAAAUGCGUUUUCCAUCACAGGAACCAUGCGCAGCCUCAUUGCGGGCAAGAUUGCUCACCAUUUCGGUUGGACAGGGCCGGCUAUGACCAUGGAUACCGCCUGCUCCUCAUCUGCCGUUGCUAUUCACACAGCCUGUCGAGAUCUGUUAGCUGGUGACUGUACUGCUGCUCUUGCCGGGGGUGCCAACGUUAUCACGGAUCCGCUGGCUUUCCAGGAUUUGGCUGCUGCUGGCUUUCUAAGCCCCUCCGGUCAAUGCAAACCAUUCGAUGACCGCGCCGAUGGUUAUUGUCGUGGAGAGGCGGUGGGUUUUGUCUUUAUGAAGCGGCUCUCUGAUGCACUGGCAGAUGGCGAUCAAAUAUUAGCCUGUAUUGCCGGCUCAGCCAUUUACCAAAACGAGAAUCAUACGCCCAUUUUUGUCCCUAACUCACCUUCCCUGUCCAGCCUCUUCAAGCAUGUUAUGGGGAAAGCACAGGUACAACCGUCAGAGAUCUCUGUCGUUGAAUGCCAUGGGACCGGUACACCAGUAGGAGAUCCUGCUGAAUGGGAAAGUGUACGCUACGCACUGGAAGGGCCCCGCAAGGGUGAUCCGGUGUAUAUUGGAUCCGCCAAAGGGCACGUAGGCCACACUGAGGCCGCGUCUGGUGUAGUGGCACUCAUCAAGGUAUUGACUAUGAUGCAGAGUGGGUAUAUUCCACCCCAAGCCAGUCACUCGCAAUUGAGUCAUCUCAUCCAGCCGUCCGACAUGAUGCAGGUUGCAAGUAGUCAACGGCCCUGGCACUCGACGCGCAAGGUGGCUCUGAUCAACAAUUACGGCGCCAGUGGAUCCAAUGUGGCCAUGGUUGUCACCGAGUUCCCAUCCCCUCGUGCACAGGCAGGCCAGGUCAAGACAGAGGAGAUAACAACUCUCCCCUUCUGCAUUGCAGGGCGCACGGUCAAGAGCGUAAAGGCUAAUUGCGCUCGGAUUCUCCGCUACCUCGACUUUGAUUCCGGAGCUGGCCUUGCUGACCUUUCAUUCAACAUGCAUCGUCAGUUCAAUCGGUCUUUGCCGUACAGAUUUGCGUUUAAAUGUUCCUCUCUCGACGACUUGAGGACGAAAUUAUCUCAGGCGAUAACCGCUUCCCCUGCACCCGGGGCAGAUAUGGACAUUACGACUGUACAGCCCGAUCGACCGGUCAUUCUCUGCUUUGGUGGUCAAGUGUCAAUGGCCAUUGGACUUGAUCGAAAUUUAUAUGACCGGACUCAGAUUCUACGCUAUUACUUGGAUGAGUGUGACGCUGCAAUCCAGUCAUUUGGACUGACAAGUAUCUACCCCGACAUAUUCUCCCAGCAAGCGAUCCAAGAUCAGCAAAAGUUGCAGACCAUGCUUUUUGCCAUGCAGUAUUCCUGCGCAAUGUCUUGGAUGAAGUCUGGCUUAUCCAGUCGAGUCGCCGCAGUUGUUGGCCACAGCUUUGGAGAACUUACCGCCAUGUGCGUCUCGGGGGUCCUGAGUCUGCAUGAUGCCGUGAAACUGGUGGCAGGCAGAGCGAGGUUAAUUCGAGAUUUGUGGGGAUCUGAUCCUGGCGCCAUGCUCGCAGUUGAGGCAGACGAAGAGACAAUACACACCCUGUUAUCAGAGGCUAGCCGAGUGUAUAGCGGUCCCCACCAGGCCAGCAUUGCCUGCUACAACGGUCCUCGGAGUUUCACCGUUGCAGGAUCUCAAGAAGCAAUUCGUGCUGUCACUGACCUUCUCUCCCAAAAGUUCCCUGCCAUUCGAAGCAAAAUGUUGCGAGUCACUAAUGCCUUUCAUUCGAGUCUCGUCGACCCACUAGAAAGGCAGCUGGAGUUACUUGGACAGGGGAUAACUUUCCAGAAGCCGCACAUUCCUCUGGAACGAACAACGGAGACUAGAUCUUCCUUAGAAUCUCUGGGGGCCCACUAUGCGGCCGAGCAGAUGAGACAGCCAGUCUUCUUCCAUCACGCCGUGUGUCGCCUAGGCCAGGAUCACCCUGACUGUAUCUGGCUUGAGGCGGGAUCUAGCUCGACGAUCGCUGUCAUGGCUCAGCGAGCGCUGGAUUCUGACCCGCGGACGUCUCACCACUUCCAGAGUAUCAAGACCAACGACUCCGAUGCUUUCAACAAGCUCAGUGAGGCGACGGUCUCCCUGUGGAAAGAGGGGUUGCCGACGUCGUUUUGGCCGCACAACGCCUGUCAAACCCACGAUUACGCUACCCUGGUUUUGCCUCCAUACCAGUUCGAAAAGCAUAAACAUUGGGUGGAGCUCAAGUCUCCAGUGGAGCUGAUCGAGCAAAUCAAGCAAAGUGUCCUGUUGGAAAACUCCAUCACGCAAGCGAGUCCAAUUGAGGACAUUGACCGGAGAUGGGUGUUUGCUGGAUACAGGGAUUCCAGUAGCCAUGGCAAGAGCCAGCCCUGCUUCCACAUAAACACAGCGUCCAAGGAAUAUCAGGAAUUGGUUCGCAGCCAUGUCGUCACCAACACAGCUGGGAUUUGUUCGGGCAUGUUACAAGUGGAUCUGGCUGUCAGUGCCCUGUUCAGCCUUCAUCCAGACUGGGCCACCAACGGGUUCCGCGCUAGUCUACAUGACAUGGCCCAAUACGUACCAAUCUGUCUCGACUCUUCACGAGUCCUAUCUCUGGAAUUUUCUGAGGAUCGGACAAAUGGCUUCUGGGAUUGGAAAAUAGUAGGGUUGUCCGAAGGUACGCCACACAUUGUCCACACCACGGGGCGCCUGCGAUUGCGGGACCCGAGGGACAAUGCUUAUCAGGCUGAAUUUCGGCGGCUCGGUCGUCUCAUUGACCACCCAAGAUGCUCGGCCCUGCUGAACAUUGGGCCCAGUCAAGAGGACGUGGAAAUACUACAGGGACGCAAUAUAUACAGGGCCUUUCGUGACGUCGUUGACUUCGGGGCACAGUACCGUAGCCUGCGCUGGCUGGUCGGUCGAGGCAAUGAAAGUGCUGGACGCAUUUCUCGGACGCAGCAGAAUGACGCCUGGUUCGAUCAGCUUCGGGGCGAGCAUAUCAGUCAGGUCGGCGGGAUCUGGGUCAAUUGCAUGACGGACCACAGUCCAAGUGAUAUUUUCGUUGGAGCCCAGAUAGAGAUGUGGAUGCACCAUGAAGAAACUGGGGACUACACCACCGAUAGUUUUGUGUUUGACCCUAGCAGCGGAGACCUGAUCGAAGUCUUGCUGGGAGUUCGCUUUACUAGGACUCCCAUCACUUCGUUUAUCCGGGCGUUGCAGCGAAUGACUGCAGAUCAGCCGAUUGGGAAUACUGGGCUAAGCGCACCAACGAUGGCGCAGCCGGCUCCUAUGCCCGAGGUGCCUUCUCAGCCUGUGAUACAGCCACUAAAGACGGCAAACCCCAACUCGCAAAGUGCUAAACACUCGAGCCGGGAUCUUCUCAAAGAGAUGGGUGAGGUUGUGGCCAACCUGGUCGGUGUAGACGCCGAGGAAAUCGGACCAGACGCAAACCUGGCUGACUUUGGCGUCGAUUCCCUUCUUGGAUUAGAAUUACAGGCCGAAAUCAAGACUGCCUUUAACUGUACGCCCGACGAGGUCGAGAUUAUGGGGGCCACGACUCUACGCGAUCUGGUGAGAUGCCUGCCCAUCGCCACGGCCAGUCCGCAACAGGACACUGCCAACGAUGGUAGUCAGUAUCAACCACCAGCUCAAUAUUCUCCGGAUGAGGUUGGUUCGGCAUCGCAGCCCUCAGACCCGUACUGGAGUGGCCCGUCAUCGGAGCACAGCCGGUCGACCUCUACCGGGCCCCCGGAUUUCCUGUGGAGUACUUCGGACAUCUUGGAAUCUUUUUCGGGGACAAAGAAGCUUGUGGACCAGAUGAUUGUGGAACAUGGCCUGGACGAUUUUGACAGGGUCAUUAUCCCAGAGUCGAAUCGAUUGUGCGCAGCGCUUGUGGUCGAAUGUUUCGAGCAGCUUGAAUGUCCAUUACGAAGCGCACAGCCCGGCGAGGUUUUGGACCCGGUACCUUUCCAACCACAGCACAAGAUCCUAAUGAACUAUAUCUACAAUUUCCUAGAAAAGACUAUUGGCCUGGUGGUCGUUGAGGAAAAUGGACAACUUACGCGCACCGCAAAGGCCGCUCCCACAACGAGCAGUGAAGAUAUUCUCGCCGAGCUCGUGGACAACUACCCCAUUCAUGGAGACUUCUUGCGAUUGACAUAUCACGCUGGAAGUCACCUAGCCGAGGCACUGGUGGGAAACACAGAUGGAAAUCGAGUCCUGAUGAGCAAUCCCGAGGGCCGCAGUCUCUGUCAAUCCGUAUACCACAAUUACGUGGUGAAUCGGCUCGGGUUUGAAACAAUGCGAGAUGUGCUCGAACGAGUGAGUAGGCGAAUUCGCACGACGAAAGGCCCACUUCGCGUUCUUGAAAUAGGAGGCGGAACGGGCAGUGCAACAAGCGUAUUGCUACCACUACUGGCCUCGUGGAACAUUCCCGUUGAAUACACCUUCACUGAUCUAUCCUCGUCGCUGGUCGCGCAGGCACGUCGCACGCUCGGGAAGCAGUACCCAUUUAUGAGAUUCGCGGUGCAGGACAUUGAGAAGCCCGUAAGCGAGGAGCUUGCAGGGCAGCAGCACAUUGUCAUAGCGAGCCACUGCGUCCAUGCGACACGCAGUCUGACGGACUCGACACGGAACAUUCGACAGGCCUUGCGACCAGAAGGAUUCCUCAUGAUGUUUGAGAUGCGGGAGGCGUGGCCUGCUCUUGAUCUGACCUUUGGGCUCUACGAGGGCUGGUGGUUGUUUGAGGAUGGACGGACGCACGCCUAUACCUCGCCCGAAGUGUGGCAGCGCAGCCUGACAGCUGCCGGAUAUGGGGCUGUGGAUUGGACGGAUGGGGCGCUUCCAGAGCACAAAUACUACAUGGUGCUGAUUGCUUGUGCGUCGACAGUCCAAGAAAAGUAG
This is a messenger RNA of Aspergillus pseudoviridinutans, 6600 nucleotides long. Its product is annotated as type I iterative polyketide synthase. Lineage: Eukaryota; Fungi; Ascomycota; Eurotiomycetes; Eurotiales; Aspergillaceae. Gene Ontology annotation, biological process: fatty acid biosynthetic process; secondary metabolite biosynthetic process. The transcript is spliced from 3 exons. The record is from RefSeq and is a predicted model, not a curated record. The coding region runs from base 1 to 6600 and encodes 2199 amino acids. Gene Ontology annotation, molecular function: phosphopantetheine binding; 3-oxoacyl-[acyl-carrier-protein] synthase activity; fatty acid synthase activity.